Racocetra persica is the source of this 188-nucleotide messenger RNA. The record is from the annotation of a GenBank genome assembly. NCBI's taxonomy places the organism in Eukaryota, Fungi, Glomeromycota, Glomeromycetes, Diversisporales, Gigasporaceae.
AUGUCUGUAUAUCAACUUCAUGGAGAUCAAUAUAGAUAUCGUGACAAUAUAAUUAAAUUCCCUCAAGACAUACAAGAAUUCACAACACAUCUUUCUCGGCAUCCAUUGUCACUAAAUAUGUUUAUUGUGCAUCACAAGCUGCAAAUCAUUCUGAAUCAUUUAGAGACUUUUAUGUUUGACAUUUUAAA